GGAAAACUGCGAAAUCGUAUCGCUGCUCAGUGCAGAAAGUGUAGUUUAAUUUUCGCUUAAAAUUAAUAGUUUUUGUUAAAUUAUAUUUGUGAAUCCAACCUAAAAGUCCACGAAAGUAUACACAGGUCCUCGGAGGACCUACAGCAAUAGACAAAAGAUGGAUGAGGAUUCGAAUCAAAGCUCUCGUAGCAGUAAUCCCCACAUAGAUCUGCAUGACGAAGAAUCAAAACAUCGCGAAUCGGAUUCGCAAAUGACUCUGACCUACGGUGGAUCAGAUUCAGAUCUGAAUGACAAUGAUACGCUCCGUCUGGAGGAUUCCGAUGACGAAGAAGAACAAUGUUCAGCAGAGCAGGAACAACCGAAGGCAGAAUCAGGGACCAUAAAUGAAACUGGUUCGAGCAAUGAUCCUCAAUCGAUAACCGUUUCCCAGGUCGGAAUGGAACCGAGCAAUGGACAGAAUGAGGGUUCAGAAAAGCCGUCGACUUUUGACGAUAGCAAUGACGAGGAGGAUAAAUCCCCAAAUAUCAGAAGUCGUAAAAAGAUUUCACAACUCAUUGAUACCGACUCGGAGGAAGAACAGACUAGAUCGAGUGCUCCCGCCAAAAAGGUAUCCAACAUUAUCGAUAGCGAUGAUGGGUCGGAACAAUCCGACAAAGACCAGUUGAAGAAGCAGAAUGCGGAAAUCGAUGCCAUUGGUGAAAAAAUCGAAACAUCCAUGAGCAGAUUUAAGUCGUUGAUCGACUCGGAUUCGGCUAGUCCGGCAAAUGAUUCGGAUGGUGAAACAAAGACGCAAAAGAAGAAAAAGCUCAAAACGAAGAAAGAACGGGAUCAGGGCAAAACUAAUGCCAAGAAGGGUGAUCCUAAGGAUUUGCUGUCCAGUUUGAACUUAGAUUUUAGCGACGAUGAGAGCCGUCCAGCAGCUUCAGACGGAGAUAACAGCUCUGGAAGCCAAAACAGUGGUAGCGGAAGUGAGACAGAUGAUAGAAGGCAGAAAAAACAUAAAUCCAAGAAUAGUUCACAUGACAAGCCGCAACGAAUGUCUGCCAAAGCAGCGAUGGAGCAGAUGCAAGUCAUACAAAGCGAAUCACAACGCAUGGCCCGAGAAGCGGCUAUUUCAGUCCCCUAUCACCGUCCUAAGCAGCAUACGCUUCAAGAAUUCCUAAGCCGUAGAACAAUACUAAAACCAGUGGUGAGCAAAGCAUCCGCAGCAAAUGUGUCAAUGGGACGUAGAAAAGCUGCCGCGGCCAUAAAAAUGACCCCAGAACAGUUGGCAGCCUAUGCAAAACAACUGGAAGAACGUGAGAAGGAAGCAUUGGAGUUCUUCAAAAGCGAAAGCGAUGAAGAUACGAACGAACAAGAGAAACCCGAAAAGGGCGAACAACCUGAUGUCGAAAUGAAACCCGCAGAAGAAGGAACACCCAUUGACAAAGCGAUGGUACCUGCCAGCUCUGAAGGAAACAAGCAUGAUACAAAUGAUCCCGUUUCAACCGAAGGUGAUGUGAUUGUGAAUGCAUCAAAUGGUGAUGAACCAGCUUCGGUGGCAAUCGCGCCAAUGGAUACUGAACUAGUCGAAAGCCUUCGAGUAUCAGAUACGGAGGACGACGCUUUGGACGCUCUCGUCAAUAAAACAAGCGAAAACGUGGAAUCGCUUUUGGCUUCUCAAGUGGAGCCUGAAAACAUACAAGCACCGGCAGACAAUGAACCUGUUGCUGGACCAAGCAAUCAAAAGCCGGUAAUUGAUUACGACCCGUUCCCGGAACCAACGCCUUCUAAACUGGCACAGAUAAAGGCAGAACUUUUGAUGGAAGGUUCGUUCAAGGCAUGUCCAGCACUUACAGGCGAUCCGGACAUGAUGAUUGAUUUGGACACGGGAGACGUCUUGCCAAAAACGCCUUCAGGACCUGAAUUGCUUCUUCAACGCUUUGUGAAAUGCAGUGGGAAAAAGGCACACAAAGCUACCAGUGUGGACAUUCUCAGCACCGACAAAGGAGUGGUGGAAAUGAAUACGGUAAAGCUGGAUCUGGAGCAAGAAGAGCGCGAUCCAAAUGGAAAAGAGCCAGUUCCGGGUGCAGCUUACAUGAAACUUAAACAAAGCUUGUGGGAAAAGAUGGAACAAGCGCGACGAAACAGCCUUUUAAAGAAACAACAAGAGACGCAAUCGGUGAAGAAGAUCGAUGACGACGAGGAGGAUGAGGAAGAAGCAUUGAUUGCCGAUGGCGGACUAGCUGAAGAUGAUGAUGAGGACGAAACAGAAUGCAACGAUAAUGAUGAUGAUGAUGAAGAGGAAGUUAGUAAGAGUAAGCGAUGUGACCUGCUUGACGACGAAGCGGAAGUAGACGAAGAUGACGAAGAAGACGAUGGGGCAUUGGUAAAUCAAGCAGCUGAGUGCGAAGAAUCGAAUGAAGAAUCAAGCGAUGAAGACAGUGAGCAAGAAUCCAAAGACGAAUCUGCCAUUCCUGAUAAGGAGAAAAGAAAGAGCCGAAUCAUUGCAGCAUUUGAAGAUUCAGAUGAAGAAGUUCUAGAAAAAGAAUCAAAGGCGAAUGAAACGAAGACUGUAGAAAGAACGACUACCGAGGAAUUGUUUUCUACUCUAGAAGGUAAUGAGAAAUUCACUCUCUCCGAUCGUAACAAUCUCGAAACCGGCGAAAAUAUGACGCUACUAUGGAAGGACACUGAAGAACAGGAAUCUGCUAAUGCCCAUGCGGAUGAUGAAGACCUCUUAGCAUUGUGUUCCGGCCGGUUCGAAGCAACGCAAGCUCGUCCACCGCUAUCGAACUCCGAGUCAAUAGCCACUACCCAAGCAAUGACGACUCCUUCCGAUUUUAUCCUCACCGAAAGUGAUCGCAUGACGGCAGAAAGUGAGCAACCUAUUACAACUGCUGCCCUUUUUACACAGCAUGGCAAUCAACAGGUUGACGAUGGUGAGUUGAUAGCGCUCUGCUCGGGAACGUUUGCUACUCAGCGACAAACGUCAGACCUUGAGGCAGAACAACCUCUACCAUCAGAGGUGACCACCAAUGGAAAGUUGGUCAUAGCUUCUUCGGACGAGGAAAAUUUACAACAAGACGAGGAAGAAAAGACGAAAAAGAAACGUAAACGACGAAAGCUCAAUAUAUCAGACGACGAAGAAAGUGAAAUGGAAUCCGAGGCGGAUGAAAUCGGUGAUGCAGACGAUGGAGAAGUGGCAGAGGAUGAAGACGAGCCAGAACGGUUCGUGGACUACGAUUCGGAAGAGAAUGAAGUCGAAGUAGUGCUGACCAAGAAGGACAAAGAGAAGGUGGCCAAAACUUUUGUGGAGAAUGAAGCCGAACUGUCGGAGUCGGAAUGGGGCAGCGCGGAUGAGGACGAAAAGGAUCUCGAUCGGUACGAUAUUGAGCUUGGUGACGAGGAAAAGUUCGAUCAAGAAAAGUUGCAGGAAGAGUUGGAGCGGAUCCAUAUGCGGAGGAUAUUGGAGCAGGAUAAAAAAGAGGUGAAGACAUUGCAGGACAUGUUCUUCGAAGAUGAAGAGAAAGAUGGCGUAGGUCGAGAGAGGCAAUUCCGAUGGCGCAAUGUGGAAACAACUUUUACUUUGGAUUACGAUAACAAGGGAAAAGAUGAACAGAAGGCCGAGGGCGAAGAAAGUGACGGUGAGACGGAGGCUCAGUGGCGCAAAAUGAGAUUUGAACGCGAGAUGUUGCUUAAGGAGAAAAAAAUCGAUUUGGAUUCGAUUGAUUUGAGUGGGUCACUGGGAGAUCAAUCUGUCCAGGAGGACGUGGAGAAUAAUCCCAUUGCUGAUAAUCAAUCCACGUUGGUGAUGAAGCGGAAACUAACUGUUGUUCGACAGAUAAAGACUGUUGAAGCCAGCAAUAAACCGCAAGAAUCCUGUUUUCUAAUUAAACAGUCUACAAGUUUGCUGGGCAACAGUAAAGCAUCCUUUUUAACGCGCGAUUCAGAAACACUCAAACGGCUGGCCAAUUUAGCCAAAGUAAACCCGGAAACCGAAGGACUCAAUACAGCCACGGCAGGAAAAGGUAGAAAUUUCGUGUUCACCGCCGUCAGCCCAGCUGUGGAUAAAAUGGGAUCCAAACGCUCAUCGGAUGCCGCAGAACUCAAUGAAUCAAAUAGCAGUGCUAAAAAAGUGAAAACGACUGACGAGUCCCCAAAGGCGGAAAGCAAAAAAAGGCUGCUACUAGCACAGCUCAUGUAGAUAAGAAUUUUGAUCUAUUUGUACAGAAUAUAUAAAAUAUAAGUUAAUUA
This is a messenger RNA of Aedes aegypti (yellow fever mosquito), 4236 nucleotides long. Its product is annotated as claspin. Gene Ontology annotation, molecular function: anaphase-promoting complex binding. The transcript is spliced from 6 exons. The coding region runs from base 158 to 4186 and encodes 1342 amino acids. NCBI's taxonomy places the organism in Eukaryota, Metazoa, Arthropoda, Insecta, Diptera, Culicidae. The record is from RefSeq and is a predicted model, not a curated record. Gene Ontology annotation, biological process: mitotic G2 DNA damage checkpoint signaling; activation of protein kinase activity; mitotic DNA replication checkpoint signaling.